CCCUCACAGCCCUUCAUACCUUUACCCAAGUCACACAUUUGGCAUUUCCACUUCCAAGCUGGUCGGAGUCUCCUGCUGUGGAAACAAAUCAUCCCGCCCAGAAAAAGCCUGCGGGUCAGGAAGUUCACUACAAGACUUUUAACUGAGACUGAAGAUGCCUGAACUAAAAAGGAUCUAAAAAAUGCUUUGUUGGUCACGUAUGAUGCCUGAGCAGAAGAUUGGAUGCUCGGUGUGGCUCCAGGCAGAAGGUAGCAGGGCCAGUCAUGUUCAAAGUGUUGAGGUAAUGAUGGGUAAUAACUCCCCCUGCGACCCAUCUGAGCUGAGUGGAGAAGAAGACGUGGACCGGGUCGAGACGAGUCAACCGGAAACUCCGCAGGCUAAAGGUUGUUGCAAACAUUUGUUGGCGAUGUCAGAGGAUCUGAGGAUUGUGAAACACAAGCCCAGCGCCAUCGUCUUCAGUGACUUUGAGACGUUCAACCACGAGAGCUCAGACGGGGACCAGUCGUCCUCGUCCAGCAAGGACGAGCAGGAGGAGGACGACUUCUCUGAAAACAGUCAGUACAAGGAGUAUGUCAUCAGCCACCGGCGAAGAAAUCUGUGCAGGAACAGGAAGUACGUGAGGAAAGUCCAGAUGAAUGGCGCUCCAGUUUGGCACAAACAGGCCAAGAAGGAUGAUGAAGAGACAGCAGCACAGAAGAAACAAAAACAGAGUGAGGCGUGCGACUCCAUGAUCGUGCUGAUGAAGAAGCUGGAUCAACUCAGUGACGAGGUCCCGGAAACCAAAAAUCCUUCGAAGGCGGACGAGACAAAGAGGAGCAGCCAGCCUUUGAAUCCCGGACCAGACCAGGGUUCGCCCAGAUCCCCAGACAAACCUGAGCCGUUUGCCAAGCGUCGCUCACGACCUCUGACCCGAAGCAGGCCACUGACCCGCUCGUCUCUCUCAUCUCCGCACUUCCACGCUCGACGGGCAAGGGCGGCUGCCCGGCUGACCAGCGGAUCAGCAGAGAUCGAAGCGAAGGAGGCUUGUGAUUGGCUGCGGGCGGCAGGCUUUCCACAAUAUGCUCAACUGUUUGAAGAUUCCCAAUUUCCCAUUGAUAUUCCAUCUGUGAAGCGGGAUCAUGACUUCCUGGAUCGAGACCUGGUUGAGCCUCUCUGUCGGCGUCUGAACACCCUCAACAAAUGUGCCUCCAUGAAACUGGACGUCAGCCAACCCAAGAAGAAAGCUGAUGACUCGGAUGAAGAUGACCCGCUGGCUAUCAGCAAGCGAUGGACCUUUGAGUGGAGCAGCAGGCGCUGGUCUCGACUGCAGGACUUCCUGCUGGAUGGCCACUCUGAAAGCAGCCCGACGGGUCAAAGGCCGGGCCUGCACAGCACGGUGAGCAGCGAGAGCGUGCUCACGGACCUGAGCGAACAGGAGAUCGCGGAGAUCUCCUCCAUCCACAGCGAGGACUCCGCCUCCGCCAUGCCGGACUCGGUGUCAAUGGCGUCUCUGUCCUCUUCCUACAAUACCCCGCGAGACCUUCCGCACUACAACUCCCUGCCGAUCAAGAGCGGUCGGCAUGGACACGGAAGCCGGAGCAAAGCCAAAGAGUUCUUACGUCGGAUGGAAAUAAUGCGCACCUGGGGGCCGUCGACGAGACGGAAGAGCUCCCAUCGCAGGCCGCCGAUGGUCAUCAGUGGACCAGUGCUGCAGGGGGAGGAGCCUCUGGCCCUGCAGGUGCUCCAGUGUACGCCCAUCAGCCAACUAGAGCAAAAACAGAACCAGCCUGAUAGCGACCCGCCGUCUGUGGGUGAUUCUGAGGACAUUUCCAUGAUGAACGUCAGCCCUGUCCACGAGACCCCCCCACCAAGUGUGACCGUGCCAGCAAAACCCCGGACGGCCAGCAAGAGAAGCAGCAUGUACCUGGAGGACAUGGAGCUGCCGUCCCAGGGUAAGAGGACUGAGGGGCAGGGGCAGUUUGGCAGGAGCCACUUCUACUCUUAUGAAAACCUCCUCAUUCACGUCCCCAAGGAUCACAAGCCGGGCACUUUUCCGAAAGCUCUCUCCAUAGAGAGCCUGGCACCAUCGCCAGGGGAUGGCGACAGCGUCCCCCAGACACAGCCCCAGACUUCUCCCCCCAAAAAUGGCCUGGCAGAUCUUUGGUCUGGAAAAGCACUAUCCAAGCCUGUGUGUCCGGGAGCCCCCCGGGGCAGCAGGGUCAGCGUUUAUGACAACGUGCCCGGCUCCCAGCUGUACGCCAGCACUGGAGACCUGCUGGACCUGGAGAAGGAGGACAACCUCUUCCCUCACCUGGACGACAUCAUUCAGCACGUGAGCGGCCUGCAGCAAAUCGUGGACCACUGGAGCCGGAGUGUGCUGCCCGAGGGGGAGGCGGGGGAGGACGACGGGGAGGGGCGAACGACGUCCAGCGAGGGGGAGAGAGAUGGGCUCUCUCUCAAUGACACGGACUCUACAGGAACAAGUCGUGAGAGGAGGGAUUCCGGAGUGGGAGCUUCGCUGACGAGACCCCGCAUCCGAUGGCCCAGUUUCCGGGCGUCCGGUCACCUCAGCGAGCCGGCGCUGUCCCUCCAGAUCAGCAGCCAGUCGGCCGGACAGCUCAGCCUGCUGCAGAAGUUCUCGCUGCUCCGCCUCACCGCCAUCAUGGAGAAGUACUCCAUGUCCAACAAACAUGGCUGGACCUGGUCUGUGCCCAAGUUUAUGAAGCGCAUGAAGGUACCAGACUACAAAGAGAAGAGUGUGUUCGGUGUCCCCCUCAUCGUCCAUGUCCAGCGCUGUGGCUUUCCGCUCCCUCUGUGUUUACAACAAGCCCUCAGCCACCUGAGGACACAGUGUUUGGACCAGGUCGGAUUGUUCCGAAAGUCUGGAGUCAAGUCACGUAUUCAGGCCUUGAGGCAGCAGUGUGAGAUCUCCCCCGACUCUGUGAACUACGAGGACCAGUCGGCUUAUGAUGUGGCCGACAUGGUCAAGCAGUUCUUCAGAGACUUGCCUGAACCUCUGCUGACCAGCAAGCUGGGAGAGACCUUCUUGCACAUCUACCAGUACGUCCCAAAGGAGCAGAGGCUGCAGGCCGUCCGGGCGGCCAUUUUAUUAAUGCCGGACGAAAACAGGGAGGUUCUGCAGACGUUGCUCUACUUCCUCCGUGAUGUCACGUCCAUGGUGGAGGAGAACCAGAUGACCCCCAUGAACCUCGCAGUAUGUCUGGGACCUUCACUCUUUCACCUGAGCCUGAUGAAAAACGAGACCCUCUCACCAAGGUCCAUCCAGAGGAAGUACACCACGGGACGUCCUGACCAGAAAGACCUGAAUGAGAACUUAGCCGCCACCCAGGGUCUCUCUCACAUGAUCUCGGAGUGUGACUGUCUCUUCCAGAUCCCUGAGGAGAUGGUGAGCCAGUCACGGAAUUCCUACAUGGAAGCCGAGCUGCUGGUGCCGCCGCUGGAGGAGCUGUGUAAGGCGCACGAGGAUGAGGAGGCUGAAGAUGAGGUGGAGGAGGAGGUGGAGGAUGAAGAAGGGUCCUAUCAUACGCAUCUGGAGCGGCUGGUGCAGAACCUGCUGAAAGAGGUCAAAGAUAAGAGCAAGGGCUGGAUGUCGCGGUCGUCCACGGACCACACCGAGCUGGCGUCUAAGAAGGUGGGAGAUGGAAACCCCCUCCGGCGGUGGCGAGUCACUACGGAGCUCUCUGCAUCUCCUGGUGACGUGCUGCAGCGACUGCUGAGAGAGCGCCCCCUGUGGCAACUUGAACUAAAACAGGAGAAGGUCCUGGAGACGCUGGACAAGCAGACAGAUGUCUACCACUACUGCUGCCACAACAUGCCACCUCAACCCUGCUGUGACUUUGUGGUACUACGGUCAUGGCGCACUGACUUGUGUAAAGGCUCCUGCGCUCUGGUGUGUGUGUCUGUGGAACAUGAGGACAGCCCACAAAUUGGAGCCAUCCGAGGGGUUGUGUUGGAAUCCCAGUACCUCCUGGAGCCGUGUGGACCUGGGAGAACCAGACUCACGCAUCUCUCAAGAGUAGACCUCAGAGGCAGAUCUCCGGAAUGGUACAACAAGACUUUUGGAUACUUGUGUGUCAACGAAGCUCUCAGGGUUCGAGCCUCGUUUCUCCAGCAGGAUCAGAGCAGCACUGAGGCCAGGGUGUGAACAGGCAGGGUCCAGGACUAGAGCUACUCAUGCAGUCGCUUCCUCCAGCGUCAUUUGUCCUCGUGGUUUCACUUCACUUCCCUGUCAAAGAUGCACAGAGACAGGAAGUGAGUCGAGUUCAGCACAAAACUAAAUCCUUUUUAUUUAAAAUGAUUAUCAGCAAGAAGUCGACGUCACGUUGCUUUAAAACCGAUACUUUUCAGUUCAACCGCAGUGGAAGACGUGACCUCUAACUUUCGCCGGUUCUUCCCAACUGUUUUCUCCUCCAAGGUUGCUCUCUAAUAAGCCCUCCUCUCGGGAAAUUCAAGUCAAAGCUGGCAGCAAUUCCAGGUUCAGACUCAAGGUCAGCAUGUUGAAUUGAUUCUGCUUCUUUCCCCCGAAAUAACUCCCUAAUUACAGACGUGAAUCUCUGGCAGAUGAAGAUGCACUGAGCUCUCUCUCAUUGAGACUUGGACCAGCUGACUAGCUCCAUCCACGAAUACCGUUUCAUAUCACUGGCGUUGUAGUUUUCUGCGUGCGAUCGUAAUGUUAUUUUAUUGUAAUAGUUGUCCUCUGUAUCACUGAUGCUGUCAUGCUCUAUGAUGUCUAAGACAUGUGACCAUAUCGCUGCUUCUGGGAAGCAUAUCUUGAAAGUGUUUUUAUGUCAGAUAAACAUCAGGCCUGUAAUGUAAAUACUGAACGCUUCCCGUGCCAGCAGAGCCAGCGACCCGGAAAUGUCGUGAAGAGUCUUGCAUUCACUCGUGAGAGAUCUGAAACGAUCAACAAGAUUGUUAAAUGACCAGUGAACGCAACACUCUUCGAAGCGGCGUCUCAUUUCUGCUCGCCAUCCAACUAAAGCAAUAGAAGAGUCCGGCUCGCUCCGCCACAGCUUUGCCUUGGCCUGCUCCUGUUUAGGCUGCGUUGCUAUGAUACAGCAUCUGGAUGGCGCCGCCGCCACAGCCCUGCGUGGAUGAGUGUGAAUGAAUGUGUGUGUGGAUCUGACGUGAGCCGUUCGUGCCGAGGCUCCAAACAACCGUGGUGGUUUACGCUUCUGACCUGAAAAAAAGCAGUGUUUUUAAGCAGGAGAAUAAAAUAAUUCAAUAUUAAUGCUGUUGGGUUGUCGUUGUUUUCCUUGUUCCUUCUGAGCAGCUGUUCAAGAACCUUGUAAUUAUUGUGAUGUUGGAAGUUGUCGCACAACAAUUUGCAACUUGUGACUUUUUCUUUAAAAUGACUGACAGUGAGACAACUUUCUUAAAUUAUCUUUAUCUGGUUUUAGCUGUGAACUGGAGCGAAAUAUUUGCUCAGCAUGGUCUUAGCACGAUAAGUGCCAAUAUUAAUUCCAUUUCCUGUUGCGGCCGCCUCUGUUUAUUCGACUUA
Messenger RNA from Synchiropus splendidus (mandarinfish), 5500 nucleotides. RefSeq names its product StAR-related lipid transfer (START) domain containing 13a (gene stard13a). NCBI's taxonomy places the organism in Eukaryota, Metazoa, Chordata, Actinopteri, Syngnathiformes, Callionymidae. Gene Ontology annotation, biological process: regulation of Rho protein signal transduction; signal transduction; actin cytoskeleton organization. Gene Ontology annotation, molecular function: GTPase activator activity; protein binding; lipid binding. The transcript is spliced from 19 exons. The coding region runs from base 182 to 4144 and encodes 1320 amino acids. The record is from RefSeq and is a predicted model, not a curated record.